Molecule: messenger RNA, 1686 nt
Organism: Chelmon rostratus (copperband butterflyfish)
Lineage: Eukaryota; Metazoa; Chordata; Actinopteri; Chaetodontiformes; Chaetodontidae
Product: claudin-9-like
Exons: 2
Coding region: 272-940 (222 amino acids)
Biological process (GO): bicellular tight junction assembly; cell adhesion
Cellular component (GO): bicellular tight junction; plasma membrane
Molecular function (GO): structural molecule activity
Source: RefSeq, a predicted model, not a curated record
UGUAUGAGAUCCAGAGGGACAAGCUGACCAGUCAUAACGGAAGAAAGACACUCACAUCACACAGCUACACCACCAAGAAGGAUCAUCAACACGCCGUCUGUGGACAUCUGACUGCUUGAAAAUACAUGCACAGGUGGGGAAGACGGGCACUCACCUCAUCAACUCACAAUCACUCGACGUACUGAAUGACUGUUGGGAGAUCUGACUUUUAUUCAGCGAGAACUCAACACUCAGCAACAAGAAAAGUCGCUCUAAAGUUCCUCCAGCGACCAUGGCGUCAACAGGUCUUCAGCUGCUGGGCCUGGUGUUGGCUGUGCUGGGCUGGGUGUGUGGGGCGUUGGUGUGCGCCGCUCCUCUGUGGCGCGUGUCCGCCUUCGUGGGUGGAGAGCUGGUGAUUGCUCAGGUGCUGUGGGAGGGACUCUGGAUGAACUGCUUGUCUCAGACCACAGGCCAGAUCCAGUGCAAGACCUACGACUCCACCCUGGCCCUCCCCAUGUCGGCCCAAGCCGCCAGGGGCCUCACCGUUCUCUCCCUGCUCCUCUGCCUUCUGGCCCUCAUCCUCGGGGUGGCAGGGGCCAAGUGCACUCACUGCAUGGGUGACGGUAACCAGGCCUCCAAGGCCCGGCUGGGUAGGAUAGCCGGGGUGUUCUACCUUGUGGCUGGCCUGGCCUACAUGAUACCCAUCUGCUGGACUGCCCAUGCAAUCAUCCGGGACUUCUACGAUCCGAACGUUGCAGCACCUUUAAAGAGAGAGCUGGGCCCGGCGCUGUACCUGGGCUGGGGGGCCUGCGUGCUGCUCCUGGUGGGGGGCGCUCUGCUGCAUGUCGGUUCUUCUCCACCAGGUGGAAGAACGCUGCCCGUUUCCGCAGGAGCAGCGAAGGACAACAUACAUGCAGGCGCAGCAGGAGAGGUGAAGCAACAGGAAAAAUCUUUUGUAUGAGAUCAUUUUAUUGGACAUUUGAGGUACAAACAAACAUGGCGGCCACAACGUCGUCAGAUGAGCGUGUGGAACCUGCAAAGUCACAAUCUGUUGGAGGAUAUUCAGCCUGUACUGCAUUUUAUAUCUUCUGAUGCAGAGUUAGUAUACGUUUCUUUAAGUUAUAAUGUGGAUUUCAUUACAUGUUGGUAAAUGAUGGUUUUACAUUUAUUAAUACAUUUACAUGACAAACCUCUAAUAGAAUUUCCAUGACUGAAUGGCUUUCUGUCAGAGUGGGAGCUGACAUGAACAGUGGGAGGAUUUUAGAUGUUUAGAGGUUGACUAAUGUGUGUGACUACAUUUCUCAAAUUCCACUCUGCCUCUGCUAAUGAGUGUGUGUGUGUGUGUGUGUGUGUGUGUGUGUGUGUGUGGGUGGAUUGUGUACAGAAGACCAGUGUAGAUUGUAUAUCUGCGUGUGCUGGUGUGUUCACUGAAAAAAUGUGUGGGCAGUCAGAGCCGAUGUUUGUUUAUUUACUUUUUAUGGAUAUUUGGGGAUUUUCCAAACAAAUUUAUUCUUCGUAUUUUAGCUUUCCUUUUUCAUUUAUUUGUUUUAUGACCUUUUAUUUUUAAUGUGGUUCUGCAAUAUAUAUUUGUACUACUGUAUACGUUUUGAUUGAUGUCAGUUGUAAACACCCCUCUUAUCCAAUAUUCAGAGCUUGUUUCUUUGGCCUACUUAUGAGAAAUAAGUAUCAUUGUUUAUGUUGCAUUAU